Molecule: messenger RNA, 2176 nt
Organism: Elgaria multicarinata webbii
Lineage: Eukaryota; Metazoa; Chordata; Lepidosauria; Squamata; Anguidae
Gene: SCHIP1
Product: schwannomin interacting protein 1
Exons: 9
Coding region: 64-1512 (482 amino acids)
Biological process (GO): positive regulation of hippo signaling
Cellular component (GO): cell junction; plasma membrane
Source: RefSeq, a predicted model, not a curated record
CCCCUCCGCCCUGCGACCUUAAAGCCGGCGUCUGGGCUGUGCCCGAUUCGUUUCUAGGAUGGCAUGGAUUUAGGCAGCGACCCCUGCAGCAGCCGCUCCAGCCCGGAAUCCAGUUCCAGCAAAGUGACCCCUUGCUCGGAAUGCAAAUCUUCCCCAUCCCCUACCAGCCUAGACUUGGCUGCUUUGGAGGACUCGGAGGAAGAAGAGGACGAGGAGGAGGAGGACUUCCAGGUGUACAACAAGAGGAAGGUGAUUGAUGUGUGGGAAGAAGAGGAGGAGGAGGAGGCCGGGGGCUAUGCCCGCUGCUAUACCAAAACCUCCCCUGCCAGGAGGAGUUUAGCACAGGAGCUGGAAGAGGUGAGGAGGACCCGCCUCGCCGCCCCUGCCAUGCCGCCCCCGGCUCCCCACGGCAACCCACCUCCUCAGCAUCACCCGCCCCCACACCACCCCCUGGACCUCCGGCACAAUGCCAACGUGGUGCCUUCCGCCCGCAGGACUGGACACAAAGGGAGCGGGGGCUCCACAAAAGCCCCCCGCCUCCAGAAAGGCCAACAGACCCUGGGCACGGGGAGCAGGCUCAGCAACGGGGGGCCGCUGGUUUCCUUCCAACCCUUGGAGAACUCUUCAGGAGGGACUGGCUUGAAAGAGCAGGAGACUCAGCUGCCCACUAUGGACUGGGAAGCGCUGGAGAAACACCUGGCAGGCUUACAGUUCCAAGAGCAAGAGAUCCGGAGCCAAAAGGGCAACUACACCUCAGCUCAAAAAAAUGAGAGGGAGUCUAUCAGGCAAAAACUGGCACUUGGAAGUUUCUUUGAUGAUGGCCCAGGAAUUUAUACCAGCUGUAGUAAAAGUGGCAAGCCAAGCCUUUCUUCUCGGUUACAAAGUGGGAUGAAUUUGCAGAUUUGCUUUGUAAAUGACAGUGGCAGUGACAAAGAUAGUGAUGCUGAUGACAGCAAAACUGAAACAAGUCUGGAUACACCUUUAUCCCCCAUGAGCAAGCAGAGCUCUUCCUAUUCUGACAGAGACACUACCGAAGAGGAAUCCGAAUCUCUCGAUGACAUGGAUUUUCUCACAAGACAAAAGAAACUUCAAGCUGAGGCCAAAAUGGCCUUGGCAAUGGCAAAACCAAUGGCCAAAAUGCAAGUAGAGGUGGAAAAGCAAAACAGGAAAAAAUCUCCAGUAGCUGAUCUUUUGCCGCAUAUGCCUCAUAUAAGUGAAUGCUUGAUGAAAAGAAGCUUAAAACCCACGGACCUGAGGGAUAUGACAAUUGGGCAGCUACAAGUGAUAGUCAAUGAUCUACAUUCACAGAUAGAAAGCUUGAAUGAAGAAUUGGUGCAACUGCUGCUUAUUCGAGAUGAAUUGCACACAGAACAGGAUGCUAUGCUGGUAGACAUUGAAGACUUGACCAGUGCGGCCCCCUAUCAAUACCAUGGUAAUUUAGCACCAUUGCUGCAGACAAGACACGCUGAAAGUCAGCAGAAGCACAUGGCCGAGAAAAUGCCGGCAAAGUAAAGUGAGAAGCCAUCAGACUAAAGAAUGAUCUAGAACUUUUUGCUUCUGUGGUUGUACAAAUGCUGAUGCUCCACGUGUGGCGCACAAGAAAAUCAGUGUUAGUCAUUGAUUAAGAGGCGCAAUCUGCCAAGCACCAGGAUCCCUGCACGAGUCCCCCCCCCCUUUGAGACGAAUGGUGGAUGCACAGCGACAGUGCUUGGCGAAUUGUUCCCAGUGUCUGAAGCUUUAUGUCCAGUGAUUGGCCUACGCUUUUUAAUUUAUUUGCUGUUGUGUGUUUUUUUUACUUGUGCCACUAAAUAUUGGACAGUUCAAUAAUCUUAUUGUAGAACAAAAUGUACAGUACUUAUAAACAUUGCAAACAUGAAAGAAGAAGACAGAGGGUAGUUUAACUUUUAUUUUCGUUUAUUUUAGAGACGUUUGAGUUGAACAGUAUUUUACCAUUGACUACUUUUUGUUAUUUCACCAUAGUUUUAAACAAAAUGAGACUGUAAUUUGAUGGUGCUAUACAAGUAACAGAGAAACAUACAUGCCUGCCUCGUAGUGAAGUUGUAGCUUUCAGUAAUAUGUAUAUUUUAAUCAGUUUUCAACAUUUUGUGAAUGUUGACUACCUGACAUUCAUUUUUAGAUGUGCUAUUAACAUGCAGUUGGGUUGAAAGAGUUACCU